AAAGAGUCAAAGAGGAAGACUGAUGCCACUAGACCGUGAAUGAUCUUCAUGGUGGAGUCUCGGGCUUGGGUUGCCCAAGACCGGGUGUGGCUACAAUGGAUGUCAGAGUUUCUUGGGUUGUAACUUGUGAGCGCGGGGCAAGAUGCCCGAAGUCUCAUUCACGCUGAGUUGCCAGUUGAUAUUUAUUUGCGUUGAAGAUGUUUCUCACGAACUUGCAGUUCCAUUUGGAUCAGACCGCCGCACGGAAGAAACAUGGCCGCAUUUGUCUUGGCACCAGGGCCACGCCCAGCGCAUCACGUGCCCACGCACUAUGCGCAGGUUCCUAAGGCGACACCAAGCCCUGCGACUGCUCCCAGCACGUGUGCGCUGCGCGCUGCUCUGGUGGGCAGCCUGGUGGCCACCGCGGCCUCAGCCCGAGCGCCGAAGAAGCUGAAGACGCGCAGUGCACGUGCUUCGCGUGUAGUGCGUCAUGCCAGCACCAAGCUGGACGAUUCCGGUGCGUGGUCCUUCGUGCAUUUGAAGAACGGCGACUCGGAGGCCAAAGUGUAUUUGCGUGGUGCAAACGUGACCUCCUUCAAGGUCGGAGGAGUGGAGUGGAUCGGCCUUCGUGCAGAUUGUAAACUUGAUGGCUCCAAAGCCAACAUCAGCGGAGGCCUUCCCAUUUGCUUUCCGCAGUUCGGGCCGGGGGAAGUGAUCCCACAGCAUGGUUUUGCCCGCAACAUGGAUUGGACCUUUGUGGAGGGUGAGAGCAGCGAUGGCAAGUGUGUGCUGGAGCUGGUCGACUCUGAAGAGACGAAGAAGGUGUGGCCGUUUGAAUUCCGUUGCACUUACACCGUGGAGCUCACAGAUGGGGAGUUGGCCACUACCAUGAAGGUGGAAAACUUGUCGGAGUCUGAAUGCACUUUCACCACCGGGAUCCAUAGCUAUUUUGCCACCUCUGACAUUGACAAACUUGGGAUCGUUGGCAAGUUCAAGGGCUGCACAUACGAGGAUCGAACGAAAAAUCCUCCCACUCCGGUGGACUACGACAAGGACGAGAUCAAGAUUGCAGAGUUCAGAGAUGAGAUCUACAAAAAGGUGUGGCCAAGUACUGUCACCUUGCAGGAUCCUGAAAAGGGUGAUUUGGACAUCAUCAGUGAUGGGGGCUGGCGAGAUUUGGUGGUGUGGAACCCGUACGGAGAUGACAAGAUGGGCUACAAGACCUUCGUUUGUGUUGAAAGCGUAGAAUGUGACCCAAUCUCCUUGGCAGCAGGGUCAUCCUGGGAGGCAACCGUGAAUGUGGUGCCCAGGAAGUAGCUGCUUCAUCGAUUUUCGUAUCAUUUUUCUUGGCCAUGCGCUGAAGCUUCCUGGAGAAGGGAGAAGCCGCCGUCUUUUCUUUGGGCGGAAAAAGACAACGAGCGCAGAAUGGCCAUUUUGUGGAGGAUUGUCUAGCUUUCAAAGGGCAUGAACGCGGCCAUGGAGGUCAUUCUGGCCGGUGCAAAAAGACAGAAAGUGGGUACGGUGUGGACCCAGGCAUUGGGGCUCAGGCUCGGCGUGUCGCUCCAAAAAGUGGCUGACUGGUUUGAACCCGUGACAACAGAUGGGGACUGCUUGCUUGGCCCCUGUACAUAGAGCUGAAAGCAGUGAAAUCGAAGCUCUCGGAUGAGUUUUCAGAAGCUAUGAUUUCAAUGCGUUUCUUCGUAGCUUACUACGUCACCUUCAUGAACUCGACGUUCCUUUGGUUUGAAACCAGACCGCAGUGGCCCACGAGCUGUAAGAGGCAGCCAAUGGGAACAGGGCCUUGAUUCAAUUCAGCUGCUGAUGUACCCACGGAAGCACUCUUUGACAUCAGCUGUCGUGGGAGUGGACAUGUCGAUGCAACCCUGGCCUCUUGGCCUCCUCCUAAACUCCUGGACUGAUACUACUUGUAAGCUCUCAGAUUCCC
Durusdinium trenchii is the source of this 1924-nucleotide messenger RNA. The record is from the annotation of a GenBank genome assembly. Lineage: Eukaryota; Dinophyceae; Suessiales; Symbiodiniaceae.